Messenger RNA from Saccoglossus kowalevskii, 6270 nucleotides. RefSeq lists its product as uncharacterized. Lineage: Eukaryota; Metazoa; Hemichordata; Enteropneusta; Harrimaniidae. The record is from RefSeq and is a predicted model, not a curated record. Gene Ontology annotation, biological process: protein O-linked glycosylation. Gene Ontology annotation, cellular component: Golgi membrane. Gene Ontology annotation, molecular function: hexosyltransferase activity.
AUGCGAAAAUCGAAGAGACUACGAUCUGGGAUCUGGACAUUAUCUGUAUUGCUGUUGUUGGUGUUUGUCAAUGCUAUGAUAUUAUUUAGGAGUGCGAAUGAAGGAGACUCGAGUCAAGUACUAGAAAAUAUUGUCGCUAAGGUAGGUGGCCCAGAACAGCAGACGCUUAUAGUCUCACCGCGACGGAGCUCGUCAAUACACCGUACGCACAGACAUGGUCUACGAAGUUGGAUUGAUGUGAAUAUGAAUCAUAGCAACACCGAGCAUGUUACACCCUUGAAGGCUCCACGAACAACUUACGUCGAAUUCUAUAUAACGCAGUCAGAGAAAUGCCGAAGCCGGAAUUUUGUGACAGGCGUGGUUCUAAUAACAAGUGCGUCAGAGAACUGUCAAAACAGGGACGCUAUUCGAGAAACUUGGAUGAAAGCUUUAAUGAAAGACAACGAUGCAAUAGUUGUAUUGUUUUUGGUAAGUGUAACAAAACAGGAGGAACAGUUACAUACACUUGACAUUGAGUGCAGUAAAUAUCAGGAUAUGAUUGUCAUCGUCAGGGAAGUUCACGAAAGUUCAAACGUAGGAAGCGUGCUGUACUGGACUUCCAUGUACUGCCCAGAGUCUAGAUACAUGCUUAAAGUGGACGACAGCACAAUGAUUAUACCAACAAAUUUAUUACGCACACUUGGACGCUCUCCAGGUAACAACUUGGCGGCUGGAAAACUAGUAGUUGAUAGUAAGCCGAUCAGAGAUCAGCGUUAUUCAAGCUACGUGCCUAAAAGUUCGUGGUCGGGUGAAAUAUACCCUCCCUACUUACAAAGUCCGUCGUAUUUGUUGUCCAGGGACAUUGUGUCCAAAUUAUUAACAGCAUAUACAGAAGCACCUGAUUUCCCAGUAGAGGACGUUUUAUUGGGCAUACAUUUAAACAGAUUAAGAAUUACACCCGUGGAUUACGCUGACAUGGAUAUACACGGAUUAAAGCGGCAAUAUUGCCAUUUGAUAACUACGUCACUUUCAGGUAAUUAUUUGCCAGGUGACCUUUUAUUUACCUGGAACCGUAUAAUGACCGCUAAGGAUCUCCCCUGUGUAAAUACGACAAAUGAAGAACGUGCAUUGCUUGAUGGAAUGUUGAUCACCGAUCCACAUUCCAACGUUUGCUUUAACAGCGAUGAUGUCAACGAACAGACGGGCGAGGUAUUCCUCCUAAUACUGGUCAAUACACUCGACGACGACGGUAAAUGGAGGCGUCAAACUAUACGAGACACAUACGGUAAAGUGAAACGCGUCGACGAUAAAACUGUCGUAACUUUGUUUGUCUCUCAAAGCGAUAGUGCGCAGCGUAUGUAUGACAGUGGUAUUAUAAACUCGGAAGAUGAGCUGGUAGUUCUGGGAAAAUAUGACGGCAGCAAAGUACGCAGAACUGUCGGUUUGUUAUGGUCGAAGUAUUAUUGCCCAACAGCGAGUUACGUUAUGGUAGUGGACGAUGACGUUAUUGUUAACGUCAGAAAUACGGUUAGAUAUCUGUCGUCAGUAACGUCAAAUUCCUUUGCAAUGAUUGGUUCUGAUAUGAAAAAUGAAAAAAGUAGAUUCAAUGGCACAUUCAUAUUGUCUGGGCAGCUGAUUAAUAAAUUUGUGUUUCCCGCAGUAAACAUAAGUUCCUACUGCGGCAACACGGCUUUCAUUGAAAAAGCUAUUCGAUCUACCAACGUAAGGACGGUUAUCCACGAUGAUAUUGACAAUGGCGGUAGAGUACGACACCUUUGUGAUCUUGAUAAAUUGAUAGCGUCAAGUGGUUUCUAUGACAACAUGGCUCAAUACCUAUCCGGUCUCCGGCUGUGGUUGGAUUACCUGGAGUGUGGAAACAGUUUUAAUAAUUUAACUAACCGUAAUUUUGAAUAUCUUUUACAACACGAGGAUAUGUGCAAGCGUUUCGGUGAAAACACGCGAUCACUGACAGUCCUCAUUGGCAUUUUGUCGUCACCGGGACACUUUAUUCAACGACUGGCUAUAAGGCAGACCUGGGGAAAAAUUUCGUCAAGGAACGAUAAUACGUUUAUAAAGAGGGUUUUCUUACUGGGUAGAAGUAACUCAGAGUCAAUACAGAACAAAAUCAUUAGCGAAAACUCAAAAUAUCGUGAUAUUAUCCAACAAGAUUUCGUUGAACACUAUCGGAAUUUAACGUAUAAAACAAUAAUGCUAUUAGAAUGGGCGUCUAACUACUGUAGUUCAGCAGACUACGUCAUUAAAAUAGACGACGAUGUUUUUCUCAACACCGACAAUAUGAUCCGAUUUCUAGCGUUGUCGCCACGAAAGCUGUUUUACUUUGGUGAUACGCGAAUUGACACACAACCAAUACGGGACCACCACAGUAAAUGGUUCACCCCCGAAGAAGCGUGGCCAGCCGAGCUGUACCCCCCGUAUAAUAAUGGUCCGGCUUACGUGAUGUCCAUUGAUGUUGUUAAUGCAGUGUACCGGGAAUCCAAACAUUACCGUGUUUUCCCCUGGGAAGACGUCUACAUCGGCAACAUCACUAACGAUUUAGGCGUUGGCAGUUUCCCACACCAUGGUUUUGAUAAUAGUAAUAACGUUUUUCGUGAUGCAUGUUCUUUGUCUGUUGGGCUCACUUCUCAUAGUUUUACACCAACAAUGCUUUACAAGUUUUGGAGUGAAAUGAAAUCAUGUGAAAAAUCUCCUCAAACUUGUUGCUACAGGCAACCAGAAUUUAUGAGGAGAGCGCCAUCUUUGUCACAGAGUAGAUACGCUGUUCAACAUUUUGAUCCGUUGAAACAUUUGCCUCAACUGUGUAACCACAGUAACGACGAACAUAACAUUCACCUGCUUAUACUCGUGGCUUCGUCAUGUCAAAAAUAUGACAUGCGCAGGUAUGCUCGGUUGACGUGGGCAAACGUCGAUUCUAUAAAAGGCCGCAGAGUGGCGACUUUUUUCGUCGUUGGAAGUCCUUGUUCAUCUUCUUCCAUGGAAACAUUCAUUAAAAACGAAAUAUUUAUGCAUCGUGACAUUAUACAAGUGAAUGUCAAAGAUAAAACAUCUAAACAAUAUCUGAAUUUUAAAAUGUUAUUAUCGCUUCAAAUGAUGUCUCACUUCUGCGCAUGUGCAAGUCACGUGAUGAUCGUCAAUGACGACGUUUUCGUGAACGUUCCCGAUCUGUUAACAUUUCUCGCAAAACACGGGGAUAACGACUUAAAUUUAAAAGGUGGACGGUUUUGUUACGAUGAAAACUGUACUUGUUCCCGUGGAAAUCGUGACGUAAACUAUUUACGGAGAUUGAAAUCAUCGAUUAGCGACGAAGAAGACGACGAAACACUUGAGAGUGGCCAGAAAGGGACGAUACAGAUUUCUAAGGUGGAUUCGACGAUAAUAUUACUUAGUAAUAAAACAGUGGCUUCGGUUAGUGAAAAUUUGCGAAAAUAUUCCGGAAAAAUUACGAAUAUCCAAAUUGAGAGAAUCGUGGAGAAAAUUGGAAAAACAAUCGACGUACAUACAGGUUUUGACGUCAAGGGGAACACGGCGGCAGUUGAAGCUAGAGGUGGCAGCUCCUGCUGGCUGCAUAGAACAUUGGCGUCGGCGUCAUUUCAAUAUGCUCCUAAUAUGGGCAUGGUUGCAAGAAACAUGCACAAUGGUGAACACUUUCGCUGUGACAGGAACGAAUACAACCCGGAUAAUGUAACUGCUUACGACUGUGAUCGACAAAUUUACGUACGAAGUGAUGGAAAGACGACGACACUUCAUCUGAGACAAAACAAACAUUCUGAAUCCAAAAAUCCACGCGCGUCAUUUUUCAUCAAUCACCCUGAAGUGUGCCAGUUUAGUAACGGUAAACGGAAAGACGUGUUUCUGUUGAUCAUGGUUACCACAUUAUCCUACGAAGAAGAAUAUAGAACAGCAACAAGAGUCACGUGGGCGAGCACUUCCAAGAAAAGUAACAACAAUGUUGAAGUACUGUUCUUUCUCGGCGUUCCCGCGAACACAGCUGAUCAGAUUGCGAUUUUACGUGAAGACAGUCUAAAUGGUGACAUAAUUCAGGGUAACUUCAUAGAUAAUUUCCAUAAUCAAACAACAAAAACACUAGCACUAAUAGAGUGGGUCAGUACAUUCUGCGCUGGGGCCAGAUAUGUCUUAAAGACACGUUCAGAUAUGUUUGUUAAUGUUCGAAAACUUGUCGAAUAUUUGUCACUGCCAUAUCGAAACCUUCAAAACGGACUAGCAUUGGGGCGACUGCUUGUUCACAUGACGCCAGUACGCAAUGAAAAACACCUGUUCUACACAUCGUACGACACGUAUCCUAAUACAACCUUUCCCCCUUACCUCGGUGCAACUAGUUACAUAAUGAGCCGCGAUGUUGUACAAAAAGUUGACCAAAUGUCUAGAAAAUCUGCGAUGUUUCCAUGGGAAGACGUCUUCAUGGGUAUGAUGUUGACAAAAACCGGGAUCACUAUGCGAGAUCACUCGUACUUCGCAGGCGGCUCUAUCUUGGAUGAUCUAUCAACAUGCGAGACACAGCUUUACUUCUCCUGGAGAAUGAAAACUCCUUUUAGUAUCUACGCAUAUCAUCUUCAGAUCAUGAACGCCGAUUUGGACGAUUGUCCUUCCGAGCAACGUAUCACGGAACAGGAUUUAACAUUUAUUCAACUCCCCGAUAAAAAAGUUGUCAAUUGUGAUAAUGACGUCAUUUUUCUGGUAAUCUCGGAGGGUUCAAGUUUUUCACGGAGAAGGGCAAUUCGCGAGACUUGGGGCCAGUAUUAUGAGAAAGUCGAAUCUAGGAAUAUGGCAACUGUUUUUCUUCUGGGGAAGAAGAAUUCUCGUGAUGUUGAAAUGGAAGUCAAAGCAGAGUCCCGAGAUUUUGGUGACAUUUUACAGGGCGACUUUAUAGAAACAUACAGAAACCUGGUGUUGAAAACUAUUAUGGGAUUGAAAUGGAUUAAUGAAUAUUGUCUGGGUGUGAAUUACGUCGUGAAAAUUGAUGAUGACGUUUACGCAAAUGUUAAACUUUUGAUGACAUCACUGGAACAAAUAGACAGAGUUAACAUUUAUCGUGGGUUCACUUAUAGGGGUAUGAUGCCUCUGAGGGACUCUUCAAAUAAAAAUUCAGUUUCAAAGGAAGUGUGGCCGGAUAGGCCUUUCCCUCCGUACAACGCCGGUCCUAUGUAUGUAUUAUCGAAGGACGUCGCAAAUCGCGUCUACAAAGCUGCGUUUGACGCGCCAUUGCUGGCGAACGAGGAUGUGUUUAUUGGAACGGUGAUACAAAACAUUGGUUUGUUACCACAGUCAGAAACUAGAAUUGACAUUAGUGGAGACCAACACAGUGCCUGCCAACUUAACGGGCUUGUCGCGCGCCAUCAUGCGUCCUCAGAUGAAAUGUACAGGUUUUGGUACCAACAAAAUAAAAACAUUCUUUGUGACUCGCACCAAAAAUUUACAAAGUUUGAAACCUUCAAACCUAAAUCUUACGUAGACACAACUAUUGUACGUUAUGUAGAUGACAGUCACGUGGCACAAAACUGUAGCCCAGAAACUAUAAUUCUGAUUAUAACUCGCAGCGCACCGAACAAUUUCCGCGUAAGGACAUUGAUCCGUAAAGUAGUAGCGCAGACGACAGUUCUUCGGGCAAUCAGGGUUAUUUUCUUUGUCACAAAAAGUGCCAGUGUUUCUGCGCAGGUGAACGAUGACGUCACACAGGAAAGCAGCCAACACGGAGAUAUUGUGUUUGUAGACCUUGUAGACAACAUAGAACAUUCUACUCAAAUUUUAGUAUCUGAACUUCAGUGGAGUUCCGCGUUUUGUAAAAACAUGCAGUAUGUGUUAUACAGUGACGAUUCCAUUUUCGUUAACUACCUCGCCAUUUUUGAAUAUUUGCGUGCGAGUAACAGAAGCAAUUUAGCAUCCGGGUAUGUACAAAGUAACAUUGUCCCCGAUAGAGAGCCUUCUAGUGAUGUCUAUACUCCGGUAGAUUUGUAUCCUGACAAUGCGUUUCCAGUAUUUAUUCAAGGCCCACCAUAUUUAUUCUCCUUUGAUGUUGUGAAAAAACUCUCACAUACAACAAAAUCGACGCCAAUAUUUAUUUGGCCACAAGUAUAUGUUGGACAAUUGUUGGAACAGUUGGGUAUUGAACCAGAACACAAUCCUGGCUUUGAUGUAACGGGACAAAUAAGGACGACACACAAAUGCAGCCUUAGUUCACUGUUAACGUCAAACUUUUUUACCACGAGGCAGUUAGAGAUUGCGUGGAAAGGUAUAGCACAAUGUAAACAACUUUAA